AUGGCUUCCAUUUGGGGAAACGACAAGCAUCAACAUAACAACAACAAUGGAAAGUUGCCGGCAUGGAAAAGGCUGUCCAGCUUGGUGAGGCGAGGUUCUAACAAACGCAGCAGCAACGGCCACGCGUAUGCACCGUCGCUGCAGAAGGUGCCAUCAGGACACCGUGUCUUGGAGACGUCCGUAUCGACGCCGCACUUGCUGGGAAAACACAAUGGCGAUGCCAAAAACGUCGCCGGAGAUGUUGGCAACGUCGGCAACAUCAGUUCCCUAAAAGCGCCAUUACUCGAGGUCAAUCUAGAACCUCUUCGGUCCUACAGGCUUUCCGACGGCUGGCUCGACAAUGACGACCCGCCUCCUCCAACACCACCACCCAAAGACGACCUGAUAAUCGGUAGAGAUUCCAAACGCAACAGCUCCACGCCCAUCGCCGACCUGUUCUCCAAAAGCACGGAUCAGCUAGCCACCGCGCUGCAGACCAUCAGUCGGAAGCCAGUCCCACCCAAGCCCGAGCCGUCAAUUCCCGAGCCGGCAGUCCCAGAACCAUCAAUCAUCGCCGAGCCGUCAAUACCAGAUACCAGCAAUGAAACUAAAUCUAUAUCCCAACAACCUCAGAGGCAAUUGUCCACGGCCAGCGAUACGAGAGGUCGCCGUCCGUUGACAAUUUCCGUCGAUCAUGAUGCUUCAGCUUCGGUGGCAGGUCAACCCAUACGCAUCUCUCUCCGCGACUCAAGCGUUGGUUUCGAAGGCGAAACCAAACCCACACAUAAGAGACAACAUUCUGCCCGCAAACCCAUCAGGGCCUCAUGGGCUGGCAGCAGCGGCGGCCAAACUGUGCCUACCUCACCAUUGGAAGCCGCUCCUUCGGAUGGUGCCGGGAAAUCCUCCGUCAAGCAGGUGAACCUGCUCAGAUCCGUCGGCAACAACACCUCAGGAAUGCGAGUGACGGGUGCUUCCAGUGGUACCGGCAGUAGUGUCGACGACGUCAUCAAACGCCACUCGAUGCCCUCGCCAACGGAGCUGCAGUUUGCUAGCGCCAACCUCAACCGCACUAAGGACACCAUCGGCACGCGCACCUCUUCGCCCGUGACGGCUCUGAGGCCACCACUUGCCCCUGCGGAUGACGCGCGCAGGCGGACAUGGCAGCCACCAGUCUCUCCGGCCCUCACAAACAGCAGUACCAACAGCAGGCGGUCCGUGUCGGGCAGCCGCCCGCCGUCGACGGCGCUCACCUCGAGCCGUCUGGCGUGGAUCCGCGAGCUCGAGGGAGGACGCAAGAACAAGUCCAUGUCUGGCUCCGACAGCAAGGCCCUCAGGGACGUCGGAGGCGGCGUGGCCGGCAAGCUCGCCAUGUUUGAGCAGAAGCAGCAGCAGGUCAAGCCACCGAGCUCGGUGCUCGGUCGGUCCAACUCCAACACCAGUCGGGCCAGCCGCAUGUCUGUAUCUGUGGUUGGUGCCAGCUCUAACGAAGAUGAUGUUCCCACGACCAGGCGGACCUCGGUCGAGUCGACGCGGUCGGCUGUUGCCCCCGUCAUGGCGUACUACGACCAGGCAUUCCGCGAGAAGAUGGAGGGUGUGACACAGCUGGCGAGCAAGCGAUUGAACGGCGAGGACGACAAGCUCGAGUCGCAGCAGGACGGGCUGAGGAAGGUUACGGCUCGUCUGGUCGAUCUGGACACGGCUAAGAAGACUGCCAAGACGGCCGGCGAGGAGAAGAAGCCGGCGGAAGAGCAGCCUGUUGUGAAGCCGGCGGAAGAGCAAACUGUUGAGAAGCCAGUGGAAGAACAGACUGUUGCUAAGCCAGUUGAAGAGCAGAUCGUUGAGAAGCCCGUGGAAGAACAAACUGCUGCUGAGCCCACGGAAGAGGAGCCAGUGUCCAAGUCGGCAGAGGAGCCCGUGGUCGAGCCAGUUGAGGAACAAUCUGUUUCUAAGCCGGCGGAAGAGGAGGUUGUUGUGAAGCCCGCCGAAGUGCAGCCGGAGGCUGUGCCGAUGGCAGAGUCGGUGGCCACAUUGGUUGAAGAGCCUCUGGUGGCCGAGCCAGUGGAGAGCAGCCAGGAGCAGGAGAAGUCGCUGGAGCAAGAGGCUGAGCAGGCUGUACCAAAACCGGAUGAGGAGCAGAUUGUGGAAGAGCAAGCCGAAGCGAACGUGGAGGUCAAGUCAGAGGACAAGGCAGAGGAGAAAGUUGUGGAGAAGACAGCUGAGAAGGUGGAGUUGCCAGUAGAGCCGUUGGCAUCUUCGGAUCCUCUCAAGAUGUAA
Molecule: messenger RNA, 2253 nt
Organism: Pyricularia grisea
Lineage: Eukaryota; Fungi; Ascomycota; Sordariomycetes; Magnaporthales; Pyriculariaceae
Exons: 1
Coding region: 1-2253 (750 amino acids)
Source: RefSeq, a predicted model, not a curated record